AUGGCGAUGGACCCCAAACGCACUCAUUCUGUGAAACUGAAUGAUGGCCACUUCAUGCCUGUGCUUGGAUUUGGCACUCUUACUUCUGAAGGUGUUCCUAAGAGCAAGGCUGCUGAGGCAACCAAAGUGGCAAUCGAUGCAGGUUUCCGUCACAUCGACGCAGCAUAUGUCUAUGAAAAUGAGGUGGAGGUCGGCAAGGCACUUCGAGAGAAGAUUGCGGAUGGCACUGUGAAGAGAGAGGACCUAUUUUAUACCACCAAGCUUUGGUCUACUUUCUUUCGACCAGAAUUGGUUCGACCUGCCCUGGAAAGGUCACUGAAGAAACUGCAACUUGACUAUGUAGAUCUAUACAUUAUUCAUAUACCAAUAGCUAUGAAGCCUGGAGAAGAGCUUAUGCCUAAAGAUGCCAAUGGGAAAUUGAUUUUGGAGACAGUGGACUUGCGUGACACCUGGGAGGCUCUGGAGAAGUGUAAGGAUGCAGGUUUAACCAAGUCCAUUGGGGUGUCCAAUUUCAAUCGCAAACUGCUAGAGAUGAUCUUGAACAAGCCAGGGCUCAAGUACAAGCCCGUCUGCAACCAGGUGGAAUGUCACCCGUAUCUCAACCAGAGCAAGCUCUUGGAAUUCUGCAAGUCCAAGGACAUUGUUCUUGUUGCCUACAGUGCCCUGGGAUCCCAAAGAGACCCAAACUGGGUGGAAAAGGAUUGCCCCAUUCUCUUGGAGGAGCCGAUCUUGAAGGCCAUUGCCAAGAAACACAAUAGAAAUCCAGGUCAGGUGGCCCUGCGUUACCAAGUGCAGCGAGGGGUAGUGGUUCUGGCCAAGAGCUUCAGUGAGAAGAGAAUCAAAGAGAACUUCCAGGUUUUGGAGUUUGAAUUGACUCCAGAAGACAUGAAAGCAAUUGAUGGUCUGAACAGAAAUUUCCGAUUUUUUAAAUUACCAUUUGCUGUUGAUCACCCUUAUUAUCCAUUUUCUGAAGAAUAUUGA
Pipistrellus nathusii (Nathusius's pipistrelle) is the source of this 981-nucleotide messenger RNA. The record is from the annotation of a GenBank genome assembly. NCBI's taxonomy places the organism in Eukaryota, Metazoa, Chordata, Mammalia, Chiroptera, Vespertilionidae.